Molecule: messenger RNA, 686 nt
Organism: Pseudomassariella vexata
Lineage: Eukaryota; Fungi; Ascomycota; Sordariomycetes; Amphisphaeriales; Pseudomassariaceae
Exons: 1
Coding region: 135-593 (152 amino acids)
Source: RefSeq, a predicted model, not a curated record
UGAGCGGGCUAGAAAGUAGACUUGAAAAUAAACCAACUCCACUAUAUUCAACAGUUGGCUACUAGAAAUUAGGUAAGGCAGAGUAAAACUACAGGGAGGGUAGCAACGAAUUUGAUGCUAAGAAUUGCGACCAAAUGGGAUUGCACGAGUUUACUCGUACGGAUCACGAUACUGCACAAAGGCGACGUGAAUGCACCUUCAAAUCUCCCGAAUUGUGCUGUUCAGUCUCGGUCAUGUGUAAAUCAAUCAUCUCCCCUGUCGUUGAGCAUCCAUGGCCGGACGCUCCUCACUCAACGCCCUUUGGCACAAGUCCCGGCAACCCACUGAACUCGUUCUUGGGAUCCGCCAACUCCUGCUCCACCGUCUGCAACUUCUUGGCCACCUUGGCCGGCGCACCUGUCACCACUGUAUACGCUGGUACACUCUUCGUCACCACCGACCCGGCGCCCACAGUACUACCUCGUCCAAUCGUCACCCCAGGAAGGAUAAUGGUUCCCCCACCGAUCCAUGCAUCGUCCUCAAUGCGCACCGGCAGCCCGUAUUCGACGUUCUUGAUGCGCGAAAGCACACUGGUCAAAUGUCCUGCUCCGUAGAUGCUCACGUUGGGACCAAGUUGGACACGAUUGCCGAUGAUGACCAAACUGACGUCCAAGAUUGUGAGGCUUAUUGUGUCAGUUCGUAUAAGU